Triticum urartu is the source of this 2276-nucleotide messenger RNA. RefSeq names its product cadmium/zinc-transporting ATPase HMA2-like. Gene Ontology annotation, molecular function: ATP hydrolysis activity; ATP binding; ATPase-coupled monoatomic cation transmembrane transporter activity. Gene Ontology annotation, cellular component: membrane. Gene Ontology annotation, biological process: monoatomic cation transport; transmembrane transport. Lineage: Eukaryota; Viridiplantae; Streptophyta; Magnoliopsida; Poales; Poaceae. The record is from RefSeq and is a predicted model, not a curated record.
UACAUACUCUUUGACAUGCAGGCCACUGCUGGCAUGUCGUCACUGAUGAGCAUGGCACCACAAAAUGCUAUUCUGGCAGAGACUGGACAAGUGGUUGCUACCCAGGAUGCGAAGAUCAAUACAGUAAUAGCUGUGAAGGCAGGGGAAGUCGUGCCAAUCGAUGGUGUUGUUGUUGAUGGACGGAGUGAGGUCAAUGAGAGCACCCUCACCGGGGAGUCCUUCCCUGUGUCCAAGCAGGCAGACUCCCAGGUCUGGGUUGGCACACUCAACAUAGAUGGUUACAUUGCUAUGAGGACAACUGCUAUGGCCGACAACUCUGCGGUGGCCAAAAUGGCAAGGCUGGUCGAAGAAGCCCAAAACAGUCGAUCCAGUACGCAGAGGCUGAUCGACACUUGCGCCAAGUACUACACACCCGCUGUUAUUUUCAUGUCUGCAGCAGUGGCAGUGAUCCCUGUGUGUGUCAGAGCACGCAACCUAAGACACUGGUUUGAACUGGCCCUAGUUCUCCUGGUGAGUGCUUGUCCAUGUGCUCUGGUGCUGUCGACACCUGUGGCAACCUUCUGCGCGCUACUAAGGGCCGCGAGGACCGGACUCCUCAUCAAAGGAGGGGAUGUCCUUGAGUCCUUGGCCAGUAUCAAAGUUGCUGCCUUCGACAAGACUGGUACAAUCACUAGAGGCGAGUUCUCUGUCGAGGAGUUUCAGACAGUUGGUGAGCGUGUUUCGAAGCAACAACUUAUUUACUGGGUUUCAAGCAUCGAGAGCAGGUCGAGCCACCCAAUGGCAUCUGCUCUUGUUGGUUAUGCUCCAUCAAACUCUGUAGAGCCAAAAUCAGAAAAUGUUGCUGAGUUUCAAAUCUAUCCUGGCGAGGGGAUUUACGGUGAAAUUGAUGGAGAGGGCGUAUAUGUUGGGAACAAAAGGAUCUUGGCAAGGGCAUCGUGUCAAACAGUUCCAGACAUAGUAGAACACAUGAAAAGGUUAACCAUCGGAUACGUGGCCUGCAACAAGGAAUUGAUUGGGGUAUUCAGCCUAUCGGAUUCAUGCCGAACUGGGUCAACCGAGGCCAUCAAGGAGUUGAGAUCAUUGGGCAUAAAGUCAGUGAUGCUUACUGGCGAUAGUACUGCCGCUGCCACACAUGCGCAAAACCAGCUGGGGAACAUACUAGCCGAGGUUCAUGCUGAACUUCUGCCAGAAGACAAAGUGAGAAUUGUUGAUGAACUGAAGGCAAGAGAUGGCCCUACACUGAUGAUUAGCGACGGCAUGAAUGAUGCCCCAGCACUGGCUAAGGCUGAUGUUGGAGUCUCCAUGGGUGUGUCCGGUUCAGCCGUCGCAAUGGAGACGAGUCACAUUACUCUGAUGUCGAAUGACAUCCGCAGGAUCCCAAAGGCUAUCAAGCUAGCCAGGAGGACACACCGGACCAUCCUCGUGAACAUUGUCUUCUCGGUGACUACGAAGCUUGCAAUUGUUGCACUUGCGUUUGCCGGGCAUCCGCUUAUUUGGGCAGCAGUCCUUGCUGAUGUUGGCACAUGCUUGUUGGUGAUCAUGUACAACAUGCUGCUACUGAGGGAGAAAGGCAGUGGAAAGGUGGCGAAGAAAUGCUGUGCUUCCUCUCACUCAAAAAAGCAUGAGCAUAGUACUUCCCACCACCACUGCUCCAAUGGUCAUCAGCAUGAGCAUGUAUCUGCAGGCAAGCAUUCUUGCCAUGAUCAUCACCAUGAGCAUGAUCACCACAAAGAGCCUAGCAACCUGCAUUCCACAGACAAGCAUGGCUGCCAUGAUCAUCACCAUGAGCAUGAUCACCAUAAAGAGCCGAGCAACCUGCAUUCCACAGACAAGCAUGGCUGCCAUGAUCAUGGCCAUGGCCAUAGCCACUGCAAAGAGCCGAGCAAGCCAGAUGGUGACAAGCAAGCAUGUUUCCCAUGGGCAUGGCCAUACCCACAACAUCUGCAACCCUCACCCCACUGCGAACAAGCAUGAUUGCCAUGACCAUGAACAUAGCCACCACCAAGAACCCAACAGUUCACAUUCUGCCGAUGAGCAUGAUUGCCAUGAUCACAAGCACUGUGAAGAACCAAUCAGCUUGCUUUGUGCCACUGAGCAUGCUUGCCACGACCAUGAGCAGAACCAUGAGCAUCAUUGCUGUGAUGAAGAGCAAACAGUGCAUGUCGCAGAUACGCAUUCCUGCCACGACCAUAAGCAUGACGGCAGUGCGGCUGAUCCAGUUCCAGAGCUGUCGAUAUCUAUCGAGAGCGCAUUGCCUGAUCACCAUGAGCAGGAAA